Arabidopsis thaliana (thale cress) is the source of this 2306-nucleotide messenger RNA. Its product is annotated as Plant calmodulin-binding protein-like protein. The transcript is spliced from 2 exons. Gene Ontology annotation, molecular function: calmodulin binding. The record is from RefSeq and is marked reviewed. Bases 310 to 1995 code for a protein of 561 amino acids. NCBI's taxonomy places the organism in Eukaryota, Viridiplantae, Streptophyta, Magnoliopsida, Brassicales, Brassicaceae.
AAAUCAUAUGGCUCUGUAUUAAUAAAGUCCAAAACUGAAAAUAUUAGAAGAAAAAAUUGUCAAAAGAUUCUCUCCUUCCCUCUCUUUCGUUCAAUUAAAGAUUUGUUGACCUCAUUUGUUUUUCUUCUAAUCAAAUCUAACUUUCUCCUUUUUCUUCUCAAAUUCUCUAAUCACACUCUUCAUCCUCUUCUGGACAAAACUAUUUAGUAUUUUGUUCUUCAGCUUCAGUUCUCUAAGAGUUUUUUUUUUUUUUUUGGGAAAAUAAUUAUUGAAGAGUUGGGUGAUCUAAAGUUGUUGUAAUAAGUUGCAAUGUCUGAGGAGAAUAUUUCACAAGUUGAUGACAAGUGUUGUUUGGAUGAUGCAAACCCAAUGGAGAUAUCUGUGGAAACUAUCCCUGUAGUGGAUGAGGAAGUUCAAGGAGAUGAUGAUGUUCUUCAUCCAGCUGCAGAGACCAAUCAUGCGAGUUUGAAGCGGUAUUCAACACGAGUUUUAGAUAAAAAGACAGGCAAAGCUCAGGUUCAAACCCGUUACCGUGGGAACCAAACGAGUUCUACUCAUGAUCUAUGUAAACAUGGGAAGAGGCGUGAGGAAGAUUUGGUGAUCAAACCAUGGAAGGUGGCUAAGAAAAAGAAUGUUGACAGUGGAGAUUUGGGGAAGGGUGAGACUUUGAGGAAGUCCUUGGGGAAUGUUUCUAAACCGGACAAGUCAUCAUUGCAGGCUGCAAAGAGAGAAGCUGCUGGUGAGGUUGUCAAAUCUUGUGAUGGUUUACACGUUAAGAAGAGUGAAACCAAGAGUACUAGUCCGAGUGUUUCACCUGUUGUGAGAACGGUCAAGAAGACUAAUCUUGUUGUAAAUAAGGCUUCAAGGAUCAGCCAGAACAAAAGUCCUAAAGAGGAUCUUUCGAAGAAUUUGAAGAACAAAGAGAAGGGGAAGAUUGUUGAACCGGUUAGAUGUGAUGAUGUAUUAGAGAAGACAGAUCUUGAAGUUAAGAAGGUUUCAAGGAUCAGUGAGAACAAGAGUUCUAAAGAGGAUACUCUGAAGAACAAAGAGAAGGCGAAGAUCGAUGAGCCAGUUAGAUGUGAUGAUGUAUUGGAGAAAACGAGUCUUGAUGCUCAGAAGGUUUCAAGGAUCAGCGAGAACAAGAAUUCUAAAGAGGAACGUUUAAAGAAUCUGAAGAACAAAGAGAAGACGAACAUUGAUGAACCGGUUAGACCUGAUGAUGCGGUGGAGAAGACAUUGUAUGUUGUUGAAUCUAGUGUUGAGAAGAAGAAGAAGAAGAUGAGCACCAAAAGUGUUAAGAUCAGUGAGACUCAGCAAUCUUCUGAGAAGAAAAUCAUAAGAAGCACCGGCAAGAAAAGUCUUAGCUUAUUACCAUCUUUGCCUCCACCCUCAGAGGUGGUUACAGGGUCAGAUCCUAGGCCAAUAAGACAGACUACUUCCAGGUCCAAGACUAGUUUGCCUGAGAAGAAACAGAGUGGUUCUGCUAAUCUUGUUACUAAUCCGAAACCCGAAAGCAAGAUUAGACCGAAAAGGAUUGGUUUAAAGGUUACUCCACCUCCUCCUCCAACAAAGCAGCAAAUGAAUUUCAAGAAAGGGAAAGUUCUUGAACCAAAACCAGAAGAUUCCACUACAACAUCGAUCAAAUUCAAGAAGAUAGUUGUUCAAGAACCAAAACUCAGAACAAGUGAUGUGAACAAAAAGAAGAAGAGCCUGAAAGAUAAAAGAGAAGGUGUUGGGAAGAUUAACGGUGAAGGUAAACGAGAGAAAGUUGUUCUGAGACACAGAAAAGUGGAAGUGAAGAAGAAAUUGCAGACACUUUUCAAUAAUGUGAUUGAAGAGACUGUGAAUAAGCUUGAAGAAGUGAGGAAAAGUAAAGUUAAAGCAUUGGUUGGUGCUUUUGAAACUGUUAUCUCUCUUCAAGAUAACAACAGAACAUCUCAGAAGAAGAAGAUUCAGAGCAAAUCCACAUCUUCACAAGUCGUUGAAGGCUGCUAAGUCCUUGAGAAAGAGAUCAAAGUUGUGAAUUGGUUUAAAGGAAAAAUGGUUUGUUUUUGGUUCAUGAAUCUUUAUAAUGUAAAAUUUUCAAAGAAAUCAUAUUUUCUUUUCUACGAUGCUGAGUUUAUAGAGAGGUCUUGAAGAUUGUAGAUGACUUGAGUUCAAGAUUUGUUUCUCGAAAUAGUACUCUGUUAUAAAAUUGGAAAUCCGGUUUGAUUGGUUUUUUGGUACCGAACCGGAUUUUAAUUUUAAUUCACACGUGUGUAGUUGACACGUGUGGUUUCUUCGCACCCGCUCUUCACUUGUUCAUG